UAAAUUAAUUGGUUUACAUGAAAGUUAUAGCGUCCAGAUAUGGCAGUAUAGAUACUGGAAUUUUAAUUUUUUUAUAUACAAGUAAUGGCGGCGAUCAGCGACUUAUAGCGGGACUGUGGCGGGCAUUCUGACACUGGGUGGGAACUAAUUGCUACUGACAUCCCAAAGACACUAAUACAGUGAUUAGUGCUAAUAAAAAGCACUGACACUGUGCUAAUGAUACUGGAAAGGAAGGGGUUAACAUCUGGGACAAUCAAAGGGUUAACUGUGUGCUGUGUGUGUUUUUACUCCUGCACACUGCUUUGGAUGGCUGUGCACAGCACAACCAUCCAAAGCAGUGUGCUUACAGUGAAGUACAGGGACACAGCACUAUGUAAAACACACCCAGCA
This is a messenger RNA of Staurois parvus, 390 nucleotides long. The record is from the annotation of a GenBank genome assembly. Lineage: Eukaryota; Metazoa; Chordata; Amphibia; Anura; Ranidae.